Lottia gigantea (owl limpet) is the source of this 616-nucleotide messenger RNA. RefSeq lists its product as hypothetical. The annotation marks the transcript as partial. Gene Ontology annotation, cellular component: microtubule cytoskeleton. The transcript is spliced from 7 exons. Lineage: Eukaryota; Metazoa; Mollusca; Gastropoda; Lottiidae. The record is from RefSeq and is a predicted model, not a curated record. Gene Ontology annotation, molecular function: ATP hydrolysis activity; ATP binding.
AUGAAAGGUAAUGUAAAGAGUAAAAGAAAUAUAUCUCUAUCUGGUUUAAAGAAUAUAGAUAAAAAAUUAGUUAAUACUAUAUUGAAUGAAGUUGUUGAUCAGGGACCAACUGUCAGUUUUAAAGAUAUCGCUGGACAGGAAAUAGCUAAACAAGCUUUACAAGAAAUAGUUAUAUUACCAGCUCUUAGACCAGAGUUAUUUACUGGUUUAAGAGCUCCAGCUAGAGGCUUGUUAUUAUUUGGUCCACCAGGAAAUGGUAAAACUAUGUUGGCUAAAGCUGUGGCUAAUGAAUCCAAUGCUGUAUUUUUUAAUAUAAGUGCUUCAAGUUUAACUUCUAAAUGGGUAAAUAGUGAAGCAGAAGAUAAAAUAUUAGUUAUGGGAGCAACAAAUAGACCUCAGGAAUUAGAUGAUGCUGUCUUGAGACGAUUUGCAAAAAGAGUAUAUGUAGCUAUGCCUAAUGUUGAUACUAGACGUAAGAUGUUAGCUAAUCUAUUAGUUAAACAUGAUAAUCCUUUAACAUCUAGAGAACUAGAUAAACUUUCUAGAGAAGCUGCAGGCUAUUCUGGGAGUGAUUUAACUGCUUUAGCUAAAGAUGCUGCUCUAGGUCCAAUAAGAG